AUGGGUUCCCAAGCAGGCAUGUUGUCCAUGCUCCUCAGGGUAUUUCAGAGAGAGAAUAGAAUACACACAGACACCAGACCAAGGCAGAAGGAGGCUGGCCGCCCAUCAUGGUGGGAAAGGGCAAGAAACAACUGGUCAUGGAGAAGGCACAGGUCUGCUGGGGAGGCUUCACCCCAAGCCCCCACUAUCAAUGAGCAGGAGAAGAGACAGGAGAGGUUGCAGAAGCUCAAAAGAGAGCUCCAGAACAUAAAAAAUGCCAGAGACGAACUUCAGGGAAUACUGGCCAACUACACUAACAAGGAUUUAAAUGACAGGAUCAACUUUGAGACAUUCAUGCUUGAGAUGCAACAUGACCAGGUGAUGACUGACCUGAAGUGUAUGCCCCAGGACAUCAGUGAGGCCUUGUCCAAGUGCAAGCAGUUGACUAAAGAAAAUCAGUUCUACUGGUCUGAAAUAUUCUGCAGAAGCUCAAACAGAUCAGAGACCAGGUCAAGAUCUUGCUCAGACACAACUGUUUACCAGGAGCACUGGGUGUGCAAAGCAAAUUAACCACCAUUGCAUCUAAUCCUUGUAACCAUGGCAAUCUUGGGCUGCAUUUUCUUCUUUUUUGGUUUGCUAUGGGUAAUGAGGCCUUUAUUUUGUGUAGCCUCUGGUCCAGCAAGACUGCCUGUUUGGAAGGCUUCAGAGAAGUGCUGAGAUACAUGAAGAUCUGCUCGGCAUCCAGGAGGGCUUUGAGAAUGCCAAUUUUGGCUGGUCCUGUUGGGUCAUCUAGAAUUAUAUCAUGGUGAUCAGUCAAGUGAAUUUGAAAAACUUUGAGGUAUCAUCCAUCUGUAACAUCUCUCAUGUUAGCCUUGGAAGGCCUAGUCCAUCAGCAGAACACCCACCCCAAUGAGGCAUGCCUUUAUUCAUCUUGAACAGAUUAUUACCAUCAGUGACUGCCUUUGCACUAUUUCACCAAGGCCAGCAAUAGGCUGUAGGUCUGUGCUGAACAUCUGCUGCAAGAGAAUGAUGCUUAGCUUAAUUAUUUUGUUUGGUUUUUGGUUAGAGUUUUGAUUUCUUUGUAUCUUUGGUUUUCCUGUGUUUUCAUUCAAAGUUUCAUUAUAUAUUCAUUAUCUUUUUGUUACUGUAAUUAA
This is a messenger RNA of Mus musculus (house mouse), 1133 nucleotides long. RefSeq names its product disks large homolog 5-like. The record is from RefSeq and is a predicted model, not a curated record. Bases 1 to 549 code for a protein of 182 amino acids. The transcript is spliced from 4 exons. NCBI's taxonomy places the organism in Eukaryota, Metazoa, Chordata, Mammalia, Rodentia, Muridae.